AAUAUGGCAACUUCCACAAGACCGCGACGCGCUGCAAGCACCAAACGUUCUGUCAGCCCUGGGUCAGCAACCCCAAGCACGAGAAAGAAACGACCAGGAACGCCUGCCUCCACAGCAACAGAGGAGAUCCCAGAGGAGUCUGAAGUUCCCACGGCACCAGCCACGCCCGUCCCCACCAACCCCAACUCGUCUUCUCCAUCAGCAUGUAGCACGCCAGCUCCAGGACCUAGCCCUCUCACGGUCCCACCAGAUGUCAGCACUGAGAAGAUCCCAGUUUUUAAGGAUCCUAACUUUGUACAAGCCAGGCAAGAAGCAGCAGCUAGUAAAAAAGGUAGAACUUGGAAAAAUCUCAAACAAAUUGUAGCUGCGGAGAAACUGUUACCAUGGAAACCAGAUGACCCCACUUAUGGAUCAAUAGAUGCCCCACCUACCUUUAAGCCAGUUAAGAAAUAUUCAGAUCUGUCAGGGUUGAUGGCUAACUACAGAGAUCCGCAUACUAAGUUAAGGUAUGCCAAUGCAGAUGAGUAUGCUCGUGUGAAAAUGUUGCCAAGUGACAUCAUUACAGGAUUAUUGACGUUGCGGAGAGCUAAUACAACUGUACCGUGAACUACGUGUAAGAUGAAAAAGAGAUAAUCUUACAUCCAUUACUUUAACCAGUUGCUGUCUUGAGAGACAAGACAUAAUUUGAGAUGACACGCACAACAUCAUGAGAGAGUUUCGGUGAAACUGGUGCUGGGAUUGGCCGAAGUUAAACGAAAUUGUGACUACAGGAAGGAAAUUGCUGAGAGUCCAUUUACAAACUUGAAGGAUUUCAAGGAUUAGGAUAUUUUUGGUCAGAAUAGAGUGAAAAGAAACCAGAUCGAGAGACUCAAGACAAAAUGUGAAGCUUUAAUAGGUCGGCUGUAAAUGAGAUUUUCAGAGGCAGCAAUCACUGAGAGAAAGAACACUUCUGGGGAGAAAGACACCCAACCCCAAAACUGAAUCGGUGAUUAGCUGAAAGCACCAAAAAGAGAAUCUGACUUUUUUAAUGUGUUAUGUGCACCAGACACAAUUUACUACAGUAAUAAUGCUCUGUGAUGUAUCUGCCAUAAAGGAACAGUUGAGGAAUAAAUUUGACACGGGGCAAAAUAAAUAAAUCAUCAUAGUUACUUGUGUGAAGGCCCUUGUGUUAUAUUUAGCUAAUAAGUAAGAUUCCCCACAUCCAUUAAAAUUUUAUUCAUUAUUUGAAAUUAGUUGAAUGUUUGGCUGAGGCAUUAU
Messenger RNA from Lingula anatina, 1257 nucleotides. Its product is annotated as INO80 complex subunit C. Gene Ontology annotation, biological process: chromatin remodeling. Gene Ontology annotation, cellular component: Ino80 complex. The record is from RefSeq and is a predicted model, not a curated record. Lineage: Eukaryota; Metazoa; Brachiopoda; Lingulata; Lingulida; Lingulidae.